Dichomitus squalens LYAD-421 SS1 is the source of this 1751-nucleotide messenger RNA. RefSeq lists its product as uncharacterized. The transcript has 9 exons. Gene Ontology annotation, molecular function: guanyl-nucleotide exchange factor activity. The record is from RefSeq and is a predicted model, not a curated record. Bases 153 to 1751 code for a protein of 532 amino acids. Gene Ontology annotation, cellular component: recycling endosome. Lineage: Eukaryota; Fungi; Basidiomycota; Agaricomycetes; Polyporales; Polyporaceae.
AGAACGAGCUAGCCGAGGCCGACAUCGGCCUCACGGACCUCUCGAUACCCCAGUCGCCGACGCCCAACUUCCCUGCGCGGCCACUUGCGCGCAGUUCGAGCGGUGCCGUAACGCAAGCUCCAAUAGGACUUGGGAUCUCUUCUGGCUUGGGUAUGAUCGCCGGGCAGCUCAAGUCGUCGUCUUCGCCGACACUCGCCAACAGGCCGCUACCGGACACGGACAGUAGCCCAAACCCAUUGGCUCGCAGACGGAUGUCGCGGUCGAAGACCCUGCCAAGGAUACCAAGAGCAGCGCAUAGGACGCAGCUCAGCUUGGACGGGCUCUCUAUGGGCACAGAGAAGAUUGCAAAGCUGAGACGAUGGAUCAUGAGCCUGAUAACGGUGAACUUCGACCUCGAAGUAGGCCCCAAGAUUACGAGCAUAUACCCGCCACUGCGGUUGACGCAUGCAGAAGCCCAGAAUAUUGCCUUCUCGUCAUUCCCGGAUUCUUCGCAGUUCGAAGAGGGUUCACAGACGCACUCUUUCCGAAUUCGAUCGCGGGGGCUUGUGGAAGGAGAGAACUGGGACGUCGAUGCUGUCCGGCCGACGACAGUGGAUGGCUUCAUAUACGGUUUCUCAUGCUUCACGCGGACGAAAGAUGCUUUGUCCAAGCGUGGAUAUCAGCAGACGUCAAUAGUGAUUUUGUCACAUCUUGCAUACCCCUCGUUGUUUGAUACCCUAGUCUGUAAACUUGCGCCGUCUUUCAUGAGCCAUGGCGGGCCCAUGCUGGAAGCGGCGUGUCAUAAUAUCGCUAAUUGGCCAGACCCGAUACCGGGGACUGCUCUUGAAUUUGGAUUCCUUGGGGCCGUACUCCAUGUGGAACUGCCGCAGGCUAUUGAGACACAGCAGGCUAUGUCUGCCCUGGCGCCCGGUCGCACCAGAGAGACUGAUAUUCAAAUAUUGGCCUCGAUAUGCCCUCCGGAUCCUCCCAUAAUUGGUCUCUUCGAGGCGGUUGUCUCCAACCUGUGGUCAAUAUGGGAAUGCGUUGUCCUAAGCGAACCUAUCCUAGUUUUUGGGCCUUCGCCCUCCAUGAGUAGCAGGGCAGUCUGGUGGCUCCGGGAUCUUCUGCGCCCGAUACCCCUCUCUGGAGACUUUCGACCCUUUUUCACUAUACACGACGCCGACCACACAGCUUUAGUCAACCCACGACCACCACAAGCCGGCCUUCUGGUUGGCGUUACCAACCCGUUCUUUGACAAGGCGUGUAGACAUUGGCCAAACGUGCUAAGUCUUGGUAGACAGCCCACUACACAAGAGAAGAAGAAUGGCUCGCAUGGUCCUCUUGUGGUCGGUCCUCCGCCUGGAUGGAGGUCAACGCACAGGCGCUAUACAUCCCGAGAUCGCACUUUGCUUAAGCAGCUGGAGACCGCUUGUCGAGGUUCGGAACAAGCCAAGCGGGAAGCGUCUGAGGCGCUCCGCCAGCACCUCACAUCCCGCACGAACGCAUUGCUCGUCCCCCUCCAGCGUUAUCUCCAAACGCUCAUCCCCACCCCGAGCGAAUCGCGCUCGAAUCUCUCCGUUCCUGCAAGACUCAAGGCGUUCCAAGACGCUGCGUUCUUCGCGUCGUUGAAGGCCCACGGCUCACCAUUGCCAUUCAAGAGCAGCUCCAAGCAGCGAGAAUUCUAUGAGCGAUGGUUGCGGACUCCUGCGUUUGGUCUCUGGCUCGCGAGGCAAGAAGAGGUCGUACAGGGCGUAUUGAAUGGGAUGAUGUAA